AUGGCUGACUUCAGCAAGAUCCCGUCAACGGCAACGCUUCAGCCGAAGCCAUUCAAAGCUCAUGUCGACGAGCAAAAGCUCCAGAACAUGAAAGAUCUCCUCAAGCUAUCACCUGUCGGUCCUGCUGUAUGGGAGAACACAAGCAAAGACCAAGGCGAGACUCUGCUCUCCAACCCUGCCAGAGUCCAUGGCAUGAGACGGGACUGGCUUGAGAGUGCCAAGGAUCAAUGGCUCAAUCAGUUCGAUUGGAGGAAACACGAAGAUCACAUUAAUUCGUUCCCCAACUUCACUGUACCCGUCACCGGCGACGAUGGCGUCACUAUCGACAUGCACUUCAUGGCUCUCUUCUCCGAGAAACAGGAUGCCGUCCCGAUCGUCUUCACCCACGGCUGGCCCGGAAGCUUCCUGGAGUUUCUGAAGCUGUUCGGCUUACUCAAGGAGCGCUACUCACCCAAGGAUCUGCCAUACCACGUCGUCGCACCCAGUCUGCCGGGCUACGGGUACUCCUCCGGACCGCCCGUCGACGUGGACUACACCACGGACAAGGCAUCAGACGUGGUGGGCAAGCUCAUGGCAGGCCUUGGCUUCGAGUCGGGCUACCUCGCUCAGGGUGGCGACCUCGGCAGCUUCGUCAGCAGAUAUCUAGCGCUCAACCACGAUGCUUGCAAAGGCAUGCAUCUCAACAUGUUCGCCAUCGGCCCGCCGGAAGACGAGGAGAAGAAGAAGCAAAUGUCCGAGAUCGAAGCAAAGGCGCUUCCCAGAGGUGAGGCCUUCCGUGCCAACGGCCAAGCGUACGCGAUUGAGCACGGCACCAGGACUGCCACCAUCGGCUUGGCGCUGAGCGCCUCGCCGUUGGCGAUGCUUGCGUGGAUCGGCGAGAAGUUCCUCGAGUGGACCGACACGGACCCGUCGGUGGACGAGAUCCUCGAGAGCAUCUCGCUGUACUGGCUGACCGACACAUUUCCGCGCUGCAUCUAUCCUUAUCGCGCGCUUAUAUCCGGCAAGCGACCAUCGCAGGACUAUGUCGAAAAGCCAUCCGGCUACAGCUUCUUCCCAAGGGAGCUGAAUCCUGUGCCUAGGAGCUGGGCUGAGGCCUCGUGCAACCUCGUGUCGUACUCGGGUCACUCGAGCGGCGGCCACUUUGCGGCGAUGGAGCACCCGAACGAGCUUUUGGCGGACGUGGAGGAGUACGUCAAGAAGGCAUGGAAGGGACUCAAGAGCCUGGAGCUCUCCCGCCUCUACUCGCUUUCCGUCUGA
Messenger RNA from Anthostomella pinea, 1257 nucleotides. Lineage: Eukaryota; Fungi; Ascomycota; Sordariomycetes; Xylariales; Xylariaceae. The record is from the annotation of a GenBank genome assembly.